Messenger RNA from Ictalurus punctatus (channel catfish), 23557 nucleotides. Its product is annotated as mucin-17. NCBI's taxonomy places the organism in Eukaryota, Metazoa, Chordata, Actinopteri, Siluriformes, Ictaluridae. The record is from RefSeq and is a predicted model, not a curated record. Bases 114 to 22697 code for a protein of 7527 amino acids. The transcript has 34 exons.
UGAAUAUUGGGACUAUGACACUGACCUGAGACUGAGGACUGUAAUUUAUAGAACUCUAACUUAACUCUUACAAAUAUUACAAGCAACUGGGGUGUAAUUGGAAAACAAUCAAGAUGAAGGGAAAAGAAUGGAUCCUGUUCAUAAUAAGUGUCAUUCUUCAAAUUCCAUUAAAAACUGCUGGUGUAACAUGUGGAAUAUCAACAAUGGUUCCUUUAAAAAACACCCUGGGAACCUCAACUAGUGUUAGUGAAACAUCAGAAACUGCAGUUGUUACGUGUUCAACAUCACCAAGUUCCUCUGCUGGAACAGAUGCAGGAACAACACUGGGAACCUCGACUAGUCUUAGUGAAACAUCAGAAAAUGCAGUUGUUACGUCUUCAGCAUCACCCAGUUCUUCUGCUGGAACAGAUGCAGGAACAACACUGGGAACCUCAACUAGUCUUAGUGAAACAUCAGAAACUGCAGUUGUUAUGUCUUCAGAAUCACCCAGUUCUUCUGCUGGAACAGAUGCAGGAACAACACUGGGAACCUCAACUAGUCUUAGUGAAACAUCAGAAUCUCCCACUGUCACAUCUUCAACAUCACCAAGUUCGUCUACUGGAACAGACGCAGAAACAACACUGGGAACCUCAACUAGUCUUAGUGAAACAUCAGAAUCUCCCACUGUCACAUCUUCAACAUCACCAAGUUCGUCUGCUGGAACAGAUGCAGAAACAACACUGGGAACCUCAACUAGUCUUAGUGAAACAUCAGAAACUGCAGUUGUUACAUCUUCAACAUCACCAAGUUCGUCUACUGGAACAGAGUCAGAAACAACACUGAGGACCUCAACAGGUCUUAGUGAAACAUCAGAAUCUCCCACUGUCACAUCUUCAACAUCACUAAGUUCGUCUACUGGAACAGAAGCAGAAACAACACUGGGAACCUCAACAGGUCUUAGUGAAACAUCAGAAUCUCCCGCUGUCACAUCUGCAACAUCACCAAGUUCGUCUACUGGAACAGAAGCAGAAACAACACUGGGAACCUCAACUAGUCUUAGUGAAACAUCAGAAUCCCCCGUUGUCACAUCUUCAACAUCACCAAGUUCGUCUACUGGAACAGAAGCAGAAACAACACUGGGAACCUCAACUAGUCUUAGUGAAACAUCAGAAACUGCAGUUGUCACGUCUUCAGCAUCACCCAGUUCGUCUGCUGGAACAGAAGCAGAAACAACACUGGGAACCUCAACAGGUCUUAGUGAAACAUCAGAAACUGCGAUUGUUACGUCUUCAGCAUCACCCAGUUCUUCUGCUGGAACAGAUGCAGAAACAACACUGGGAACCUCAACUAGUCUUAGUGAAACAUCAGAAACUGCAGUUCUUACGUCUUCAGCAUCACCCAGUUCUUCUGCUGGAACAGAUGCAGGAACAACACUGGGAACCUCAACUAGUCUUAGUGAAACAUCAGAAACUGCAGUUGUCACGUCUUCAGCAUCACCCAGUUCGUCUGCUGGAACAGAUGCAGGAACAACACUGGGAACCUCAACUAGUCUUAGUGAAACAUCAGAAACUGCAGUUGUUACGUCUUCAGCAUCACCAAGUUCUUCUGCUGGAACAGAUGCAGGAACAACACUGGGAACCUCAACUAGUCUUAGUGAAACAUCAGAAACUGCAGUUGUCACGUCUUCAGCAUCACCCAGUUCGUCUGCUGGAACAGAUGCAGGAACAACACUGGGAACCUCAACUAGUCUUAGUGAAACAUCAGAAACUGCGAUUGUUACGUCUUCAGCAUCACCCAGUUCUUCUGCUGGAACAGAUGCAGGAACAACACUGGGAACCUCAACUAGUCUUAGUGAAACAUCAGAAAAUGCAGUUGUUACGUCUUCAGCAUCACCCAGUUCUUCUGCUGGAACAGAUGCAGGAACAACACUGGGAACCUCAACUAGUCUUAGUGAAACAUCAGAAUCUCCCGCUGUCACAUCUUCAACAUCACCAAGUUUGUCCACUGGAACAGAAGCAGAAACAACACUGGGAACCUCAACUAGUCUUAGUGAAACAUCAGAAUCCCCCGCUGUCACAUCUUCAACAUCACCAAGUUCGUCUACUGGAACAGAAGCAGAAACAACACUGGGAACCUCAACAGGUCUUAGUGAAACAUCAGAAUCUCCCGCGGUCACAUCUUCAACAUCACCAAGUUCGUCUACUGGAACAGAAGCAGAAACAACGCUGGGAACCUCAACUAGUCUUAGUGAAACAUCAGAAUCCCCCGUUGUCACAUCUUCAACAUCACCAAGUUCGUCUACUGGAACAGAUGCAGAAACAACACUGGGAACCUCAACUAGUCUUAGUGAAACAUCAGAAACUGCAGUUGUUACAUCUUCAACAUCACCAAGUUCUUCUGCUGGAACAGAUGCAGGAACAACACUGGGAACCUCAACAAGUCUUAGUGAAACAUCAGAAAAUGCAGUUGUUACAUUGAUAGCAUCACCAAGUUCUUCUGCUGUAGGAACUGCAGAAACAACACUGGAAUUUUCAACUGAUAGUCAGACAUUUCCUGGAUCAACUUCAGAUUCCUCUACAACCGUAGGCCAAGCUCUUACACUGAAAAUUAGCUUCAUCACUGCAGAGACAUUCAAUGCUGACUUAUUAAACACAACUUCACUUGCUUACACUGAACGUGCAAAUCGUAUCACAGAUGAGUUUGGGACAGUUUUUAAAAACAAAUACACAAACUUCAUUAAUCUGAAAGUAACUGGUUUCAGGCCUGGGUCAACCAUCUCAGACAUCAGUGUAACACUGAGUGGAAAUCUACCUGAUAUUUCUUCAAUCAAUGAGACUAUGCUCAGUGCAAAUACAAGCUUUAAUAUUACAGGCCUCAGUGUAAAUGGAGAUUCAUAUGAACCACCAACAACAACUACAAAACAGAUUUCAACAACUGCAGCUACAACAGAAAUGACAACAGAAGUUCCAGCAAGCACAGACAGUACCACAGUUGCUUCUUUGGAAACAGCAAGUACUGCUACCCUGUUGACCACAGAGAGUACACUGCAAACGUCAACAGAUGUCACAUCUGAAACAGGAUCAACCACAGCUAUCACACUGCAGACAUCAACAGUUGUUACGUCAGAACCACCAUCAACUUCUCCUCCAGGAUCAACUCCAGCAACCACACUGCAGACAUCAACAGGUGUUACAUCAGAACCACCAUCAACUUCUCCUCCAGAACCAAGUACAACUAUCACACUGCAGACAUCAACAGCUGUUACAUCAGAACCACCAUCUAGUUCUCCUUCAGAACCAAGUACAACUAUCACACUGCAGACAUCAACAGGUGUUACAACAGAACCACCAUCAACUUCUCCUUCAGGAUCAACUCCAGCAACCACACUGCAGACAUCAACAGGUGUUACAUCAGAACCAACAUCAACUUCUCCUUCAGAACCAAGUACAACUAUCACACUGCAGACAUCAACAGCUGUUACAUCAGAACCACCAUCUAGUUCUCCUUCAGAACCAACUACAACUAUCACACUGCAGACAUCAACAGGUGUUACAUCAGAACCACCAUCUAGUUCUCCUUCAGAACCAACUACAACUAUCACACUGCAGACAUCAACAGCUGUUACAUCAGAACCACCAUCAACUUCUCCUUCAGGAUCAACUCCAGCUACCACACUGCAGACAUCAACAGGUGUUACAUCAGAACCACCAUCUAGUUCUCCUUCAGUACCAACUACAACUGUCACACUGCAGACAUCAACAGCUGUUACAUCAGAACCACCAUCAACUUCUCCUUCAGAACCAAGUACAACAAUCACACUGCAGACAUCAACAGCUGUUACAUCAGAACCACCAUCAACUUCUCCUCCAGAACCAAGUACAACUAUCACACUGCAGACAUCAACAGCUGUUACAUCAGAACCACCAUCAACUUCUCCUUCAGGAUCAACUCCAGCAACCACACUGCAGACAUCAACAGCUGUUACAUCAGAACCAACAUCAACUUCUCCUUCAGAACCAAGUACAACUAUCACACUGCAGACAUCAACAGCUGUUACAUCAGAACCACCAUCUAGUUCUCCUUCAGAACCAACUACAACUAUCACACUGCAGACAUCAACAGCUGUUACAUCAGAACCACCAUCAACUUCUCCUUCAGGAUCAACUCCAGCUACCACACUGCAGAUAUCAACAGGUGUUACAUCAGAACCACCAUCUAGUUCUCCUCCAGAACCAAGUACAACUAUCACACUGCAGACAUCAACAGCUGUUACAUCAGAACCACCAUCAACUUCUCCUUCAGGAUCAACUCCAGCUACCACACUGCAGACAUCAACAGGUGUUACGUCAGAACCACCAUCUAGUUCUCCUUCAGUACCAACUACAACUAUAACACUGCAGACAUCAACAGCUGUUACAUCAGAACCACCAUCACCUUCUCCUCCAGGAUCAACUCCAGCAACCACACUGCAGACAUCAACAGGUGUUACAUCAGAACCACCAUCAACUUCUCCUCCAGAACCAAGUACAACUAUCACACUGCAGACAUCAACAGCUGUUACAUCAGAACCACCAUCAACUUCUACUUCAGGAUCAACUCCAGCUACCACACUGCAGACAUCAACAGGUGUUACAUCAGAACCACCAUCUAGUUCUCCUUCAGUACCAACUACAACUGUCACACUGCAGACAUCAACAGCUGUUACAUCAGAACCACCAUCACCUUCUCCUCCAGGAUCAACUCCAGCAACCACACUGCAGACAUCAACAGGUGUUACAUCAGAACCACCAUCAACUUCUCCUUCAGAACCAAGUACAACUAUCACACUGCAGACAUCAACAGCUGUUACAUCAGAACCACCAUCAACUUCUCCUCCAGAACCAAGUACAACUAUCACACUGCAGACAUCAACAGCUGUUACAUCAGAACCACCAUCAACUUCUCCUUCAGGAUCAACUCCAGCAACCACACUGCAGACAUCAACAGGUGUUACAUCAGAACCAACAUCAACUUCUCCUUCAGAACCAAGUACAACUAUCACACUGCAGACAUCAACAGCUGUUACAUCAGAACCACCAUCAACUUCUCCUCCAGAACCAAGUACAACUAUCACACUGCAGACAUCAACAGCUGUUACAUCAGAACCACCAUCUAGUUCUCCUUUAGAACCAACUACAGCUACCACAGUGCAGAUAUCAACAGCUGUUACAUCAGAACCACCAUCUAAUUCUACUUCAGUAUCAAGUACGGCUACCACACUAGAAAAAUCAACAGAUUCCUCUACAACCUUCGGCCCAGUUUUUACACUGCAAAUUACCUUCACCACUGCAGAGACAUUCAAUGCUGACUUAUUAAACACAACUUCAUCUGCCUACACUGAACGUGCAAAUCGUAUCACCAAUAAGUUUGGGACAGUUUUUCAAACCACAUACCCGAACUUCAAUAAUCUGAAAGUAACUGGUUUCAGAUCUGGGUCAACCAUCUCAGAGUUUAAUGCAUCAUUCAGUGAAACUCUACCUGAUAUUUCUUCAGUCAAUGCCAUUAUGCUCAGUGCAAAUACAAGCUUUAAUAUUACAAGCCUCAGUGUAAAUGGAGUUUCAUUUGAACCACCAACGACAACUACAACACAGACUUCAACAACUGCAGCUACAACUGAAAUGACAACAGAAGUUCCAGCAAGCACAGACAGAACCAUAGUUGCUACUUUGGAAACAGCAACAAGUACUGCGACACUGCUGACUUCAGGGAGUACACUGCAAACGUCAACAGAUGUCACAUCUGAAACAGGAUCAACCACAGCUAUCACACUGAAGACAUCAACAGCUGUUACAUCAGAACCACCAUCAACUUCUCCUUCAGGAUCAACUCCAGCUACCACCCUGCAGACAACAGGUGUUACAUCAGAACCACCAUCUAGUUCUCCUUCAGUACCAACUACAACUGUCACACUGCAGACAUCAACAGCUGUUACAUCAGAACCACCAUCACCUUCUCCUCCAGGAUCAACUCCAGCUACCACACUGCAGACAUCAACAGGUGUUACAUCAGAACCACCAUCUAGUUCUCCUUCAGAACCAAGUACAACUAUCACACUGCAGACAUCAACAGCUGUUACAUCAGAACCACCAUCAACUUCUCCUCCAGAACCAAGUACAACUAUCACACUGCAGACAUCAACAGCUGUUACAUCAGAACCACCAUCAACUUCUCCUUCAGGAUCAACUCCAGCUACCACACUGCAGACAUCAACAGGUGUUACAUCAGAACCACCAUCUAGUUCUCCUUCAGUACCAACUACAACUGUCACACUGCAGACAUCAACAGCUGUUACAUCAGAACCACCAUCACCUUCUCCUCCAGGAUCAACUCCAGCAACCACACUGCAGACAUCAACAGGUGUUACAUCAGAACCACCAUCAACUUCUCCUUCAGAACCAAGUACAACUAUCACACUGCAGACAUCAACAGCUGUUACAUCAGAACCACCAUCAACUUCUCCUUCAGGAUCAACUCCAGCUACCACCCUGCAGACAACAGGUGUUACAUCAGAACCACCAUCAACUUCUCCUUCAGUACCAACUACAACUGUCACACUGCAGACAUCAACAGCUGUUACAUCAGAACCACCAUCACCUUCUCCUCCAGGAUCAACUCCAGCUACCACACUGCAGACAUCAACAGCUGUUACAUCAGAACCACCAUCUAGUUCUCCUUCAGAACCAACUACAACUAUCACACUGCAGACAUCAACAGCUGUUACAUCAGAACCACCAUCAACUUCUCCUUCAGGAUCAACUCCAGCUACCAUACUGCAGACAUCAAGAGGUGUUACAUCAGAACCACCAUCAACUUCUCCUCCAGGAUCAACUCCAGCAACCACACUGCAGACAUCAACAGCUGUUACAUCAGAACCACCAUCAACUUCUCCUUCAGGAUCAACUCCAGCAACCACACUGCAGACAUCAACAGGUGUUACAUCAGAACCACCAUCAACUUCUCCUUCAGGAUCAACUCCAGCAACCACACUGCAGACAUCAACAGGUGUUACAUCAGAACCACCAUCAACUUCUCCUUCAGAACCAAGUACAACUAUCACACUGCAGACAUCAACAGCUGUUACAUCAGAACCACCAUCAACUUCUCCUUCAGGAUCAACUCCAGCAACCACACUGCAGACAUCAACAGGUGUUACAUCAGAACCACCAUCAACUUCUCCUUCAGAACCAAGUACAACUAUCACACUGCAGACAUCAACAGCUGUUACAUCAGAACCACCAUCAACUUCUCCUUCAGGAUCAACUCCAGCUACCACAGUGCAGACAUCAGCAGGUGUCACAUCAGAACCACCAUCAACUUCUCCUUCAGUACCAACUGCAACUAUCACACUGCAGACAUCAACAGGUGUGACAUCAGAACCACCAUUAACUUCUAGUUCAGUACCAACUACAGCUACCACACUGCAGACAUCAACAGGUGCUACAUCAGAACCACCAUCUAAUUCUACUUCAGGAUCAACUACGGCUACCACACUAGAAAAAUCAACAGAUUCCUCUACAACCUUCGGCCCAGUUUUUACACUGCAAAUUACCUUCACCACUGCAGAGACAUUCAAUGCUGACUUAUUAAACACAACUUCAUCUGCCUACACUGAACGUGCAAAUCGUAUCACCAAUAAGUUUGGGACAGUUUUUCAAACCACAUACCCGAACUUCAAUAAUCUGAAAGUAACUGGUUUCAGAUCUGGGUCAACCAUCUCAGAGUUUAAUGCAUCAUUCAGUGAAACUCUACCUGAUAUUUCUUCAGUCAAUGACGUUAUGCUCAGUGCAAAUACAAGCUUUAAUAUUACAAGCCUCAGUGUAAAUGGAGUUUCAUUUGAACCACCAACGACAACUACAACACAGACUUCAACAACUGCAGCUACAACAGAAAUGACAACAGAAGUUCCAGCAAGCACAGACAGAACCAUAGUUGCUACUUUGGAAACAGCAACAAGUACUGCGACACUGCUGACUUCAGGGAGUACACUGCAAACGUCAACAGAUGUCACAUCUGAAACAGGAUCAACCACAGCUAUCACACUGAAGACAUCAACAGCUGUUACAUCAGAACCACCAUCAACUUCUCCUUCAGGAUCAACUCCAGCUACCACCCUGCAGACAACAGGUGUUACAUCAGAACCACCAUCUAGUUCUCCUUCAGUACCAACUACAACUAUCACACUGCAGACAUCAACAGGUGUUACAUCAGAACCACCAUCUAGUUCUCCUUCAGUACCAACUACAACUAUCACACUGCAGACAUCAACAGGUGUUACAUCAGAACCACCAUCAACUUCUUCUUCAGAACCAAGUACAACUAUCACACUGCAGACAUCAACAGCUGUUACAUCAGAACCACCAUCACCUUCUCCUCCAGGAUCAACUCCAGCAACCACACUGCAGACAUCAACAGGUGUUACAUCAGAACCACCAUCUAGUUCUCCUUCAGUACCAACUACAACUGUCACACUGCAGACAUCAACAGCUGUUACAUCAGAACCACCAUCACCUUCUCCUCCAGGAUCAACUCCAGCAACCACACUGCAGACAUCAACAGGUGUUACAUCAGAACCACCAUUAACGUCUCCUUCAGAACCAAGUACAACUAUCACACUGCAGACAUCAACAGCUGUUACAUCAGAACCACCAUCAACUUCUCCUUCAGGAUCAACUCCAGCAACCACACUGCAGACAUCAACAGGUGUUACAUCAGAACCACCAUCAACUUCUCCUUCAGAACCAAGUACAACUAUCACACUGCAGACAUCAACAGCUGUUACAUCAGAACCACCAUCAACUUCUCCUUCAGGAUCAACUCCAGCAACCACACUGCAGACAUCAACAGGUGUUACAUCAGAACCACCAUCAACUUCUCCUCCAGAACCAAGUACAACUAUCACACUGCAGACAUCAACAGCUGUUACAUCAGAACCACCAUCUAGUUCUCCUUCAGAACCAACUACAACUAUCACACUGCAGACAUCAACAGCUGUUACAUCAGAACCACCAUCUAGUUCUCCUUCAGGAUCAACUCCAGCUACCACACUGCAGACAUCAACAGGUGUUACAUCAGAACCACCAUCACCUUCUCCUCCAGGAUCAACUCCAGCAACCACACUGCAGACAUCAACAGGUGUUACAUCAGAACCACCAUCAACUUCUCCUUCAGAACCAAGUACAACUAUCACACUGCAGACAUCAACAGCUGUUACAUCAGAACCACCAUCAACUUCUCCUUCAGGAUCAACUCCAGCAACCACACUGCAGACAUCAACAGGUGUUACAUCAGAACCACCAUCAACUUCUCCUUCAGAACCAAGUACAACUAUCACACUGCAGACAUCAACAGCUGUUACAUCAGAACCACCAUCAACUUCUCCUUCAGGAUCAACUCCAGCAACCACACUGCAGACAUCAACAGGUGUUACAUCAGAACCACCAUCAACUUCUCCUCCAGAACCAAGUACAACUAUCACACUGCAGACAUCAACAGCUGUUACAUCAGAACCACCAUCUAGUUCUCCUUCAGAACCAACUACAACUAUCACACUGCAGACAUCAACAGCUGUUACAUCAGAACCACCAUCUAGUUCUCCUUCAGGAUCAACUCCAGCUACCACACUGCAGACAUCAACAGGUGUUACAUCAGAACCACCAUCACCUUCUCCUCCAGGAUCAACUCCAGCAACCACACUGCAGACAUCAACAGGUGUUACAUCAGAACCACCAUCAACUUCUCCUUCAGAACCAAGUACAACUAUCACACUGCAGACAUCAACAGCUGUUACAUCAGAACCACCAUCAACUUCUCCUUCAGGAUCAACUCCAGCAACCACACUGCAGACAUCAACAGGUGUUACAUCAGAACCACCAUCAACUUCUCCUUCAGAACCAAGUACAACUAUCACACUGCAGACAUCAACAGCUGUUACAUCAGAACCACCAUCAACUUCUCCUUCAGGAUCAACUCCAGCAACCACACUGCAGACAUCAACAGGUGUUACAUCAGAACCACCAUCAACUUCUCCUUCAGAACCAAGUACAACUAUCACACUGCAGACAUCAACAGCUGUUACAUCAGAACCACCAUCAACUUCUCCUUCAGGAUCAACUCCAGCUACCACAGUGCAGACAUCAGCAGGUGUCACAUCAGAACCACCAUCAACUUCUCCUUCAGAACCAAGUACAACUAUCACACUGCAGACAUCAACAGCUGUUACAUCAGAACCACCAUCAACUUCUCCUUCAGGAUCAACUCCAGCUACCACAGUGCAGACAUCAGCAGGUGUCACAUCAGAACCACCAUCAACUUCUCCUUCAGUACCAACUGCAACUAUCACACUGCAGACAUCAACAGGUGUGACAUCAGAACCACCAUUAACUUCUAGUUCAGUACCAACUACAGCUACCACACUGCAGACAUCAACAGGUGUUACAUCAGAACCACCAUCUAAUUCUACUUCAGGAUCAACUACGGCUACCACACUAGAAAAAUCAACAGAUUCCUCUACAACCUUCAGCCCAGUUUUUACACUGCAAAUUACCUUCACCACUGCAGAGACAUUCAAUGCUGACUUAUUAAACACAACUUCAUCUGCCUACACUGAACGUGCAAAUCGUAUCACCAAUAAGUUUGGGACAGUUUUUCAAACCACAUACCCGAACUUCAAUAAUCUGAAAGUAACUGGUUUCAGAUCUGGGUCAACCAUCUCAGAGUUUAAUGCAUCAUUCAGUGAAAAUCUACCUGAUAUUUCUUCAGUCAAUGAGAUUAUGUUCAGUGCAAAUACAAGCUUUGAAAUUACAGGCCUCAGUGUAAAUGGAGUUUCAUUUGAACCACCAACGACAACUACAACACAGACUUCAACAACUGCAGCUACAACAGAAAUGACAACAGAAGUUCCAGCAAGCACAGACAGAACCAUAGUUGCUACUUUGGAAACAGCAACAAGUACUGCGACACUGCUGACUUCAGGGAGAACACUGCAAACGUCAACAGAUGUCACAUCUGAAACAGGAUCAACUACAGCUAUCACACUGAAGACGUCAACAGCUGUUACAUCAGAACCACCAUCAACUUCUCCUUCAGGAUCAACUCCAGCUACCACACUGCAGACAUCAACAGGUGUUACAUCAGAACCACCAUCAACUUCUCCUUCAGAACAAAGUACAACUAUCACACUGCAGACAUCAACAGCUGUUACAUCAGAACCACCAUCAACUUCUCGUUCAGGAUCAACUCCAGCUACCUCACCGCAGACAUCAACAGGUGUCACAUCAGAACCACCAUCUAGUUCUCCUUCAGUACCAGCUACAACUAUCACACUGCAGACAUCAACAGCUGUUACAUCAGAAUCACCAUCAACUUCUCCUUCAGGGUCAACUCCAGCUAUCACACUGCAGACAUCAACAGCUGCUACAUCAGAACCACUGUCUAGUUCUCCUUCAGUACCAAGUCCAGCUGUCACACAGCAGACAUCAACAGGUGUUACAUCAGAACCACCAUCAACUUCUCCUUCAGUAUCAACUACAACUAUCACACUACAGACAUCAACAGGUGUUACAUCAGAAUCACUUUCAACUUCUCCUUCCGGGCCAACUCCAGCUACCACACUGCAGACAUCAACAGGUGUUACAUCAGAACCACCAUCUAGUUCUCCUUCAGUACCAGCUACAACUAUCACACUGCAGACAUCAACAGGUGUUACUUCAGAAUCACCAUCAGCUUCUCCUUCAGGAUCAUCUCCAGCUACCACACUGCAGACAUCAACUGGUGGUACAUCAGAAUCACUUUCAACUUCUCCUUCCGGAUCAACUCCAGCUACCACACUGCAGACAUCAACAGGUGGUACAUCAGAAUCACUUUCAACUUCUCCUUCCGGAUCAACUCCAGCUACCACACUGCAGACAUCAACAGGUGUUACAUCAGAACCACCAUCUAGUUCUCCUUCAGUACCAGCUACAACUAUCACACUGCAGACAUCAACAGGUGUUACAUCAGAACCACCAUCUAGUUCUCCUUUAGUAUCAACUACAGGUACCACACUACAGACAUCAACAGGUGUCACAUCAGAACCAACAUCUAGUUCUCCUUCAGUAUCAACUACAACUAUCACACAGCAGACAUCAACAGCUGCUACAUCAGAACCACCAUCAACUUCUCCUUCAGUACCAACUACAGCUACCACACUGCAGACAUCAGCAGGUGUCACAUCAGAACCGCCAUCAACUUCUCCUUCAGUACCAACUACAACUAUCACACUGCAGACAUCAACAGCUGUCACAUCAGAACCACCAUCAACUUCUCCUUCAGUACCAGCUACAACUAUCACACUGCAGACAUCAACAGCUGUUACAUCAGAAUCACCAUCAACUUCUCCUUCAGGAUCAACUCCAGCUAUCACACUGCAGACAUCAACAGCUGCUACAUCAGAACCACUGUCUAGUUCUCCUUCAGUACCAAGUCCAGCUGUCACACAGCAGACAUCAACAGGUGUUACAUCAGAACCACCAUCAACUUCUCCUUCAGUAUCAACUACAACUAUCACACUACAGACAUCAACAGGUGUUACAUCAGAAUCACUUUCAACUUCUCCUUCCGGGCCAACUCCAGCUACCACACUGCAGACAUCAACAGGUGUUACAUCAGAACCACCAUCUAGUUCUCCUUCAGUACCAGCUACAACUAUCACACUGCAGACAUCAACAGGUGUUACUUCAGAAUCACCAUCAGCUUCUCCUUCAGGAUCAUCUCCAGCUACCACACUGCAGACAUCAACUGGUGGUACAUCAGAAUCACUUUCAACUUCUCCUUCCGGAUCAACUCCAGCUACCACACUGCAGACAUCAACAGGUGGUACAUCAGAAUCACUUUCAACUUCUCCUUCCGGAUCAACUCCAGCUACCACACUGCAGACAUCAACAGGUGUUACAGCAGAACCACCAUCUAGUUCUCCUUCAGUACCAGCUACAACUAUCACACUGCAGACAUCAACAGGUGUUACAUCAGAACCACCAUCUAGUUCUCCUUUAGUAUCAACUACAGGUACCACACUACAGACAUCAACAGGUGUCACAUCAGAACCAUCAUCUAGUUCUCCUUCAGUAUCAACUACAACUAUCACACAGCAGACAUCAACAGCUGCUACAUCAGAACCACCAUCAACUUCUCCUUCAGUACCAACUACAGCUACCACACUGCAGACAUCAACAGGUGUUACAUCAGAACCACCGUCAACUUCUCCUUCAGUACCAACUACAGCUACCACACUGCAGACAUCAGCAGGUGUCACAUCAGAACCGCCAUCAACUUCUCCUUCAGUACCAACUACAACUAUCACACUGCAGACAUCAACAGCUGUCACAUCAGAACCACCAUCAACUUCUCCUUCAGAACCAAGUACAACUAUCACACUGCAGACAUCAACAGCUGUCACAUCAGAACCACCAUCAACUUCUCCUUCAGAACCAAGUACAACUAUCACACUGCAGACAUCAACAGCUGUCACAUCAGAACCACCAUCAACUUCUCCUUCAGAACCAAGUACAACUAUCACACUGCCGACAUCAACAGCUGUCACAUCAGAACCACCAUCAACUUCUCCUUCAGGAUCAACUCCAGCUACCACACUGCAGACAUCAACAGGUGUUACAUCAGAACCACCAUCUAGUUCUCCUUUAGUAUCAACUACAGGUACCACACUGCAGACAUCAACAGGUGUUACAUCAGAAUCACCAUCACCUUCUCCUUCAGGAUCAACUCCAGCUACCACACUGCAGACAUCAACUGGUGGUACAUCAGAAUCACUUUCAACUUCUCCUUCCGGAUCAACUUCAGCUACCACACUGCAGACAUCAACAGGUGUUACAUCAGAACCACCAUCUAGUUCUCCUUUAGUAUCAACUACAGGUACCACACUGCAGACAUCAACAGGUGGUACAUCAGAAUCACUUUCAACUUCUCCUUCAGGAUCAACUACAGCUACCACACUGCAGACAUCAACAGGUGUUACAUCAGAACCACCAUCUAGUUCUCCUUUAGUAUCAACUACAGGUACCACACUGCAGACAUCAACAGGUGGUACAUCAGAAUCACUUUCAACUUCUCCUUCAGGAUCAACUACAGCUAUCACACUGCAGACAUCAACAGCUGUUACAUCAGAACCACCAUCUAAUUCUACUUCAGGAUCAACUACGGCUACCACACUAGAAAAAUCAACAGAUUCCUCUACAACCUUCAGCCCAGUUUUUACACUGCAAAUUACCUUCACCACUGCAGAGACAUUCAAUGCUGACUUAUUAAACACAACUUCAUCUGCCUACACUGAACGUGCAAAUCGUAUCACCAAUAAGUUUGGGACAGUUUUUCAAACCAAAUACCCGAACUUCAUUAAUCUGAAAGUAACUGGUUUCAGAUCUGGGUCAACCAUCUCAGAGUUUAAUGCAUCAUUCAGUGAAAGUCGACCUGAUAUUUCUUCAAUCAGUGAGAUUAUGUUCAGUGCAAAUGCAAACUUUGAAAUUACAAGCCUCAGUGUAAAUGGAGUUUCAUUUGAACCACCACCAACAACUACAACACAGACUUCAACAACUGCAGCUACAACAGAAAUGACAACAGAAGUUCCAGCAAGCACAGACAGUACCACAGUUUCCACUUUGGAAACAGCAACAAGUACUGCUACCCUGUUGACCACAGAGAGUACACUGCAAACAUCAACAGAUGUCACAUCUGAAACAGGAUCAACAACAGCUAUCAUACUGCAGACAUCAACAGCUCUUACAUCAGAACCACCAUCAACUUCUCCUCCAGAACCAAGUACAACUAUCACACUGCAGACAUCAACAGCUCUUACAUCAGAACCACCAUCAACUUCUCCUCCAGAACCAAGUACAACUGUCACACUGCAGACAUCAACAGCUGUUACAUCAGAACCACCAUCAACUUCUCCUCCAGGAUCAACUCCAGCAACCACACUGCAGACAUCAACAGGUGUUACAUCAGAACCACCAUCAACUUCUCCUUCAGUAGCAACUACACCUACCACACUGCAGACAUCAACAGCUGUUACAUCAGAACCACCAUCUAGUUCUCCUUCUGGAUCAACUCCACCUACCACACUGCAGACAUCAACAGGUGUUACAUCAGAACCACCAUCUAGUUCUCCUUCAGUACCAACUACAACUAUGACACUGCAGACAUCAACAGGUGUUACAUCAGAACCACCAUCAACUUCUCCUUCAGAACCAACUACACCUACCCCACUACAGACAUCAACAGCUGUUACAUCAGAACCACCAUCAACUUCUCCUUCAGUACCAACUACAACUAUCACACUGCAGACAUCAACAGGUGUUACAUCAGAACCACCAUCAACUUCUCCUUCAGGAUCAGUCACAGCUAUCACAUUGCAAACAUCAACAGGUGUCACAUCAGAACCACCGUCUAGUUCUCCUUCAGUACCAACUACACCUAUCACACUGCAGACAUCAACAGCUGUUACUUCAGAACCACCAUCAACUUCUCCUUCAGGAUCAACUUCAGCUACCACUCUGCAGACAUCAACAGCUAUUACAUCAGAACCACCAUCUACUUCUCCUUCAGUACCAACUACAACUCUCACACUGCAAACGUCAACAGGUGUCACAUCAGAACCACCAUCUAGUUCUCCUUCUGGAUCAACUCCAGCAACUACACUGCAGACAUCAACAGCUCUUACAUCAGAACCACCAUCAACUUCUCCUCCAGAACCAAGUACAACUAUCACACUGCAGACAUCAACAGCUGUUACAUCAGAACCACCAUCAACUUCUCCUCCAGGAUCAACUCCAGCAACCAAACUGCAGACAUCAACAGGUGUUACAUCAGAACCACCAUCUAGUUCUCCCCCAGUACCAACUACAACUAUCACUCUGCAAACAUCUACCAGUGUUACAUCAGAACCACCAUCAUCUUCUCCUCCAGGAUCAACUCCAGCAACCACACUGCAGACAUCAACAGCUGUUACAACAGAGCCACCAUCAACUUCUUCUUCAGAACCAAGUACAACUAUCACACUGCAGACCUCAACAGCUGUUACAUCAGAACCACCAUCAACUUCUCCUUCAGGAUCAACUCCAGCUACCACACUGCAGACAUCAAUAGGUGUUACAUCAGAACCACCAUCAACUUCUCCUUCAGGAUCAGUCACAGCUAUCACACUGCAAACAUCAACAGGUGUCACAUCAGAACUACCGUCUAGUUCUCCUUCAGUACCAACUACACCUAUCACACUGCAGACAUCAACAGCUGUUACAUCAGAACCACCAUCAACUUCUCCUUCAGGAUCAACUCCAGCUACCACACUGCAGACAUCAACAGCUGUUACAUCAGAACCACCAUCUAGUUCUCCUUCAGUACCAACUACACCUAUCCCACUGCAGACAUCAACAGCUGUUACUUCAGAACCACCAUCAACUUCUCCUUCAGGAUCAACUCCAGCUACCACACUGCAGACAUCAACAGGUGUCACAUCAGAACCACCAUCUAGUUCUCCUUCAGUACCAACUCCAGCUACCACACUGCAGACAUCAACAGGUGUUCCAUCAGAACCACCAUCAACUUCUCCUUCAGGAUCAACUCCAGUUACCACACUGCAGACAUCAACAGGUGUUAUAUCAGAACCACCAUCUAGUUCUCCUUCAGUACCAACUACACCUAUCCCACUGCAGACAUCAACAGUUGUUACUUCAGAACCACCAUCAACUUCUCCUUCAGUACCAACUACAACUAUCACACUGCAGACAUCAACAGCUGUUACAUCAGAACCACCAUCUAGUUCUCCUUCAGUACCAACUACACCUAUCCCACUGCAGACAUCAACAGUUGUUACUUCAGAACCACCAUCAACUUCUCCUUCAGGAUCAACUCCAGCUACCACACUGCAGACAUCAACAGCUGUUACAUCAGAACCACCAUCUAGUUCUCCUUCAGUACCAACUACACCUAUCCCACUGCAGACAUCAACAGCUGUUACUUCAGAACCACCAUCAACUUCUCCUUCAGGAUCAACUCCAGCUACCAUACUGCAGACAUCAACAGCUGUUACAUCAGAACCACCAUCUAGUUCUCCUUCAGUACCAACUACACCUAUCCCACUGCAGACAUCAACAGCUGAUACUUCAGAACCACCGUCAACUUCUCCUUCAGGAUCAACUCCAGCUACCACACUGCAGACAUCAACAGGUGUCACAUCAGAACCACCAUCUAGUUCUCCUUCAGUACCAACUACAACUACCACACUGCAGACAUCAACAGGUGUUCCAUCAGAACCACCAUCAACUUCUCCUUCAGGAUCACCUCCAGCUACCACACUGCAGACAUCAACAGGUGUUACAUCAGAAUCACCAUCACCUUCUCCUUCAGGAUCAACUCCAGCUACCACACUGCAGACAUCAACAGGUGUCACAUCAGAACCACCAUCUAGUUCUCCUUCAGUACCAGCUACAACUAUCACACUUCAGACAUCAACAGGUGUUACAUCAGAAUCACCAUCACCUUCUCCUUCAGGAUCAACUCCAGCUACCACACUGCAGACAUCAACUGGUGGUACAUCAGAAUCAUUUUCAACUUCUCCUUCAGGAUCAACUCCAGCUACCACACUGCAGAUAUCAACAGGUGUCACAUCAGAACCACCAUCUAGUUCUCCUUCAGUACCAGCUACAACUAUCACACUGCAGACAUCAACAGGUGUUACAUCAGAAUCACCAUCACCUUCUCCUUCAGGAUCAACUCCAGCUAUCACACUCCAGACAUCAACUGGUGGUACAUCAGAAUCACUUUCAACUUCUCCUUCAGGAUCAACUCCAGCAACCACACUGCAGACAUCAACAGGUGUCACAUCAGAACCACCAUCUAGUUCUCCUUCAGUACUAGCUACAACUAUCACACUGCAGACAUCAACAGCUGUUACUUCAGAAUCACCAUCAACUUCUCCUUCAGGAUCAACUCCAGCUACCACACUGCAGACAUCAACAGCUGUUACAUCAGAACCACCAUCUAGUUCUCCUUCAGUACCAACUACACCUAUCCCACUGCAGACAUCAACAGCUGUUACUUCAGAACCACCAUCAACUUCUCCUUCAGGAUCAACUCCAGCUACCACACUGCAGACAUCAACAGCUGUUACAUCAGAACCACCAUCUAGUUCUCCUUCAGUACCAACUACACCUAUCCCACUGCAGACAUCAACAGCUGUUACUUCAGAACCACCAUCAACUUCUCCUUCAGUACCAACUCCAGCUACCACACUGCAGACAUCAACAGGUGUUCCAUCAGAACCAACAUCAACUUCUCCUUCAGGAUCAACUCCAGCUACCACACUGCAGACAUCAACAGGUGUUACAUUAGAAUCACCAUCCAGUUCUCCUUCAGUAGCAACUACACAUACCACACUGCAGACAUCAACAGCUGUUACAUCAGAACCACCAUCUAGUUCUCCUUCAGGAUCAACUCCAGCUACCACACUGCAGACAUCAGCAGGUGUUACAUCAGAACCACCAUCUAGUUCUCCCCCAUUACCAACUACAACUAUCACUCUGCAAACAUCAACCAGUGUUACAUCAGAAUCACCAUCACCUUCUCCUACAGGAUCAACUCCAGUUACCACACUGCAGACAUCAACAGGUGUUAUAUCAGAACCACCAUCAUCUUCUCCUUCAGUACCAACUACAACUAUCACACUGCAGACAUCAACAGCUGUUACAUCAGAACCACCAUCUAGUUCUCCUUCAGUACCAACUACACCUAUCUCACUGCAGACAUCAACAGUUGUUACUUCAGAACCACCAUCAACUUCUCCUUCAGGAUCAACUCCAGCUACCACACUGCAGACAUCAACAGCUGUUACAUCAGAACCACCAUCUAGUUCUCCUUCAGGAUCAACUCCAGCUACCACACUGCAGACAUCAACAGGUGUUACAUCAGAAUCACCAUCACCUUCUCCUUCAGGAUCAACUCCAGCUACCACACUGCAGACAUCAGCAGCUGUCACAUCAGAACCACCAUCUAGUUCUCCUUCAGUACCAGCUACAACUAUCACACUGCAGACAUCAACAGGUGUUACAUCAGAAUCACCAUCACCUUCUCCUUCAGGAUCAACUCCAGCUAUCACACUCCAGACAUCAACUGGUGGUACAUCAGAAUCACCAUCAACUUCUCCUUCAGGAUCAACUCCAGCUACCACACUGCAGACAUCAACAGCUGUUACAUCAGAACCACCAUCAACUUCUCCUUCAGUACCAACUACAACUAUCACACUGCAGACAUCAAUAGGUGUUACAUCAGAACCACCAUCAACUUCUCCUUCAGGAUCAACUCCAGCUACCACACUGCAGACAUCAACUGGUGGUACAUCAGAAUCACUUUCAACUUCUCCUUCAGGAUCAACUCCAGCUACCACACUGCAGACAUCAACAGGUGUCACAUCAGAACCACCAUCUAGUUCUCCUUCAGUACAAGCUACAACUAUCACACUGCAGACAUCAACAGGUGUCACAUCAGAACCACCAUCUAGUUCUCCUUCAGUACCAACUACAACUAUCACACUGCAGACAUCAAUAGGUGUUACAUCAGAACCACCAUCAACUUCUUCAGGAUCAACUUCAGCUACCACACUGCAGACAUCAACAGCUAUUACAUCAGAACCACCAUCUACUUCGCCUUCAGUACCAACUACACCUCUCACACUGCAAACGUCAACAGGUGUCACAUCAGAACCACCAUCUAGUUCUCCUUCAGUAGCAACUACACAUACCACACUGCAGACAUCAACAGGUGUUUCAUCAGAACCACCAUCUAGUUCUCCUUCAGGAUCAACUCCAGCUACCACACUGCAGACAUCAACUGGUGGUACAUCAGAAUCACUUUCAACUUCUCCUUCAGGAUCAACUCCAGCCACCACACUGCAGACAUCAACAGGUGUCACAUCAGAACCACCAUCUAGUUCUCCUUCAGUACCAGCUACAACUAUCACACUGCAGACAUCAACAGCUGUUACAUCAGAAUCACCAUCAACUUCUCCUCCAGGAUCAACUCCAGCUACCACACUGCAGACAUCAACAGGUGUCACAUCAGAACCACCAUCUAGUUCUCCUUCAGUACCAGCUACAACUAUCACACUGCAGACAUCAACAGCUGUUACAUCAGAAUCACCAUCAACUUCUCCUUCAGGAUCAACUCCAGCUACCACACUGCAGACAUCAACAGGUGUUACAUCAGAACCACCAUCUAGUUCUCCUUCAGUACCAGCUACAACUAUCACACUGCAGACAUCAACAGCUGUUACAUCAGAAUCACCAUCAACUUCUCCUUCAGGAUCAACUCCAGCUACCACACUGCAGACAUCAACAGCUAUUACAUCAGAACCACCAUCUACUUCGCCUUCAGUACCAACUACACCUCUCACACUGCAAACGUCAACAGGUGUCACAUCAGAACCACCAUCUAGUUCUCCUUCAGUAGCAACUACACAUACCACACUGCAGACAUCAACAGGUGUUUCAUCAGAACCACCAUCUAGUUCUCCUUCAGGAUCAACUCCAGCUACCACACUGCAGACAUCAACUGGUGGUACAUCAGAAUCACUUUCAACUUCUCCUUCAGGAUCAACUCCAGCCACCACACUGCAGACAUCAACAGGUGUCACAUCAGAACCACCAUCUAGUUCUCCUUCAGUACCAGCUACAACUAUCACACUGCAGACAUCAACAGCUGUUACAUCAGAAUCACCAUCAACUUCUCCUCCAGGAUCAACUCCAGCUACCACACUGCAGACAUCAACAGGUGUCACAUCAGAACCACCAUCUAGUUCUCCUUCAGUACCAGCUACAACUAUCACACUGCAGACAUCAACAGCUGUUACAUCAGAAUCACCAUCAACUUCUCCUUCAGGAUCAACUCCAGCUACCACACUGCAGACAUCAACAGGUGUUACAUCAGAACCACCAUCUAGUUCUCCUUCAGUACCAGCUACAACUAUCACACUGCAGACAUCAACAGCUGUUACAUCAGAAUCACCAUCAACUUCUCCUUCAGGAUCAACUCCAGCUACCACACUGCAGACAUCAACAGCUGUUACAUCAGAACAACCAUCUAGUUCUUCAAGACAAUCUACAGGCAUCACACAGAAAACAUCAACAGCUGUCACAUCACAAUCAAUGCCAACUUCUUCUUCCAAAUUAACUACAGAUGAAUCUACAACAAGAGCAGUUGACAUACGGUUCAUAAGCUUUACAACUGAUGAAACAUUUAAUUCUACCCUCUCAGACCCAUCUUCACCUGCCUUCACUGAACGAGCAAACCUUGUCAAAACAAAGCUUGAACCAAUCUUAAAGACACAUUUCAGCAACUUUAUUAACCUGACAGUGAUUCGUUUCAGAUCUGGAUCAAUCAUCACAGAUAUGAAUUUAUACUAUACAAAUUUGGGGGGUAUUCCCCUUGAUGAUGAUAUCAUUAUCAAAAUACGGACAGCAGAUACAGGUUUUAACAUGACAAACGUUUUUGUAACAAAUUUUGCUACUACGACUACUACUCCAACCACAUCUACAACUACAGCAAAAGUACCUACUACAAUUAGUAGAACAAGUACUAUUACUACCACCACCAGCAGCACAAAAACACCAACAAUGACCACUACAACACUACGACCAACAACCACAAUACCACGACCAAUACCAACAACACUCACCACAACUAUUAUCACCACCACAACACCACGACCAACAACCACCACCACAACAGCACGACCAACAACCACCACCACAACACCACGACCAACAACCACCACCACAACAGCACGACCAACAACCAUGACAACAACAGCAAUAGCAACAACAACAGUAGCACCAAAACGUCCACCACCAAUUGUUGAGAUGAAUAUUGGUCUCCAGCAUGCUUAUGUUCCAGCGUUAAGUGAUUCGAAGAGUAACGAAUUCAAACAAUUGGCUGCCAUAGUGGCUGCAGUGUUGGAUGAAAUCUAUAAAGUACUAUACGGCUCUCGGUUCAUCCGGACCAUUGUCAUAGCCUUCAAACCUCUGGCUAGACGUGCAGCUGAUAAUACACAAGCAGAUAUCCAGCUGGUAUUCAAUGAGAACUCCACAAAACCUGUCCCAGCCGGUGAAGAAGUAGUGGAGGUUCUGAAAGAUGUUGCAGAAAAUAACAAUACUUAUACCGUGCUAUUUGAUGCCGCCACAAUCACUCUCGUCAAUCAGCCAUACAAUGUCCCUGUGCAAUUCCGAACAAAUGGCACUUUUGUCGCAGCUCUCUCAAAUACUAGUUCUGAUUUAUUCACAAACAGAUCAGUCAUUAUUCAAAAAGGACUUAACCCAUUUUUCAUUGAAGACUUCUUGAAAACAUUCAACAUCUUAACCAUGUCAAACUUCAGCAAGGGAGGUCCUAGAGCAAACUCUGGUACAAUUCUGAACUUCAUGAACGUGGCUUUUGCCAAUGCUGGUGGACUUCCCAACAUCACCCAAAUUGGGCAAACUAUGCUAAGAGCAGCCAGAAAUAACAGCCUUCCCUUCACGAUCUUCACCGAUGACAUCAUAGUGAAUGGCACACUAAUAUCAUCAAGCGAUGUCAGCACCAAGAUCAGUAUGUUCAUGGCGUGCUUCAUGGUGGCUGUGUCACUUCUGUUCACAUGGUCCAGCUGAUGCUAGACCACGUGGUCCAUUCAGAAUGAGAACCUUCACCAGGUUUUAGACUCAUUUACUUUAAUGAUCCAUGCAAAUAUGUGUAGGUAUGUUUUCAUACAUACUGUAAAUUUGCAUGCUUAAUAUAUACAAUAAUUAUAUAUACACAAGUAUGCAUGUAUGAUAGGGUUUGGUUAGUACUCUUGCUUUAAUUAUUAUGAAUUUCUAUAUAAGUUGGUGAUAGGCAAUUCGUAAAUGAUGAAGGAAUUUUUGUUGUCAUAUGAAAACAAGCUAAAAUGACAAUAGCACUGUGGUGCAUUACAUUUUGUGUAUUAUUGUAGAUCUAGGUUACCAUUUUUUGUGCCUUAUGUGAACUAGAAUAAAUCUGAAAGAAAGCAUUAUAGGUUUUUGCAAAUUAUUAUGUCAUAAUUUAGACUGAAAAAUGUUUUGCUACUAAAUUAUAUUAAAUUAUUAUUUAGUCCAAAUUAUGCAGGGAUUAAAUAAAGGACAGAUGAAACUAGUGCCUAUAAAACGCAUAAUACCUACAAAGUGGUUUGACUAGUUUGAAUACCUGUUCAUCAUUGUUUACUUUAUUAUCUUAUUAACAUUGUUUACUUUAUUAUCUUAUGAUUAUUAUCUUAUUAACCUAUUAACUUUAUCUAUACUUGUGCACUUUACAAAUAUUAUUUUAAAUUAAAUCUGCGCUAAUGUACUCAGCACUAUAUGUUUAUUUAUUGCACUUGGUAUGUAGGUCUUUGAACUAUUUAUUUAUUGAGAUUUUAAUAUAUUCAACUAUGUAUAAACUAUAAAAUGGUUGCACUGACUGUAGCACUUUGUAUUUAUAAAUGCACAAGUUUCUAAUAAACUCAUGAGAAGCUGUA